AAACAUCAAAUGCGUUAUCCCCUUUGUUAGUCUUUUCCGCUUUGGGUCAAAACAUAUCGCACGUGUGUGAUCAAUGGAGUCGACUGCUGAUAAAAGCCCGUACAUUUCAGACCCGAAACUUGUUCCAAGGAUUAUUACAUUCCUCCAUGAUGAGUGGUCUGCAAAGAAAGGAAAAUCUGCUGGCAGCACUGAUCCACAAUGUGUGGCUGAUCAUCUGCAGUCAACAUUCAGUGAGUAUCGAAGAAGGAAGCAGAAGGCAUUUUUUCAGCUGGUUUUAAAAGGACUGCAGGUAGCUGAAACAGAGAUGAAAAAACAACCAGCUUACAAAGAACACCUAAGUAAAUCAUCAGCAUGCUCUCCAAAGACAGGAUCAAAAAGACAAAGACAGGAACAGAUGGGUGGAGAUUCUGACUCCAAUGAAGAAGACCUGAUUUGCUACAAGGAUACCAAUGCUGUGAAUAACUCACUGAGGAACUUAUAUAAGGAGAGCAGCAGACUGCAGUCUCCUCUCCAGCAGUCUCCUCUCGGUGAAGUCCAGGCAAAAGUCAAGACCAAAGUUCUGACUCGACAAAAUGAGCCCUCUGUCCAGCAGACACCUACAGGCACAGCACCAUUGUGGUAUGUUGACCGUGCUGGCUCGCAAAGUGGAAAUGCAUCUGCAGGUGUCAAAACUCCAGUUCUUAUGGAAAUAAGUGAACCAUUGCAGGAAACAGAGAUUGAGAUGGUGCAGUCACCAUCAUCUUCAUCAAAGCAUAGUAUUUCCAAAAAGAAAGUUAGAAAGCAUGCAAGAGACAAGGAGAUAGACAUAAAAAAAGAAGUGGCAGGUGUAAUGCAGCUGAAUCCAACUGUCAACUUUUCAGAGUUUGUGGGCCAUGACAAGAUGCUGAUGGACUUAUCCGACCAGCUGGAGCUGUUUCAUCAACCAGAACUGUACUCAGAAGUAGACAUUACACCCAACAGGGGUAUUUUAUUGCAUGGGCCUCCAGGAUGUGGGAAGUCUCACCUGGCCAAUUGUAUAGCAGGGCAUCUUUCUGUGCCAUUAUUGGAAGUUCCAGCCACUGCUUUGGUCUCAGGCUUGUCAGGGGAAUCAGAAAAAAACAUACGACAGCUAUUUGAGCAGGCUCUUACUUCUGCUCCUUGUGUCUUAUUUAUUGAUAACAUUGAGAGUGUGGCUGCUAAUACAGAAAAUGCUAACAAAGAGAUGGAGCGCAGGAUGACUAUGCAGCUGAUGUCUUGCAUGGAUGGAUUAAAGUCACACCUUGAAAGUAUUCUAGUGAUUGGUGCCACAAGGAGACCAGACUCAAUUGACAGAGCUUUGCGGAUUCAAGGCCGUUUUGGCAUGGAAAUAGCUCUUGGCAUACCAGAUGAAAAAACAAGGGAAGCCAUUCUGCGUAAUUUAAGUAAGAAGAUGACCCUGUCACCAAACAUUGAUCUAAAAGCAGUAGCUAAAGCCACUCCAGGAUUUCUGGGUGGAGAUCUCAAUGAUGUAAAAAGACAGGCUGGAUUGCAGGCCUUGAAGAGAUUAACCAGAUUGUCAAGAUUCAAACUCAGGAGCAUAAAGGGUGAAGUAGAAGGAAAAGAUAACAGCAUUUCACAAGAAAGUUCAUUAUGGAAUGAACCAUUACCACCUGCAGGUGCUGAGGGUGGAGACAUUCUGUGGUCUGAAGAAGAAAAAAGAGAAUGCCUGACAAUAAUGACAGAAGACUUCAUGAAAGCUAUUAAGAAAGUACAACCUUCAGCACUAAGAGAAGGUUUUGCUACAGUGCCAGACGUGACCUGGGAUGAUGUGGGUGCUAUGAGGGAUGUUCGAGAUGUCCUUGACACUGCCAUUUUGGGUCCAGCACGUUACCCAGAAGUGUUUGCCCGUCUUGGGAUGGAAGUGUCUUCAGGAGUUUUGUUGGUUGGACCACCAGGCUGUGGUAAAACUCUGGUUGCAAAGGCUAUUGCAAAUGAGACUGGAAUCAAUUUUAUUUCUGUGAAGGGCCCAGAACUCAUGAAUAUGUAUGUAGGUGAGAGCGAGAGAGCAGUCAGGCAAGUCUUUGAACGAGCCAGAAACUCUGCACCAUGUGUCAUUUUCUUUGAUGAGUUAGAUUCUCUUUGUCCCCGGAGAUCUGACCAAGAGAAUCAAUCUAGUGCAAGAGUGGUGAACCAGUUAUUGACAGAGAUGGAUGGACUCGAAUCAAGGAAGCAUGUGUACAUUAUGGCAGCUACAAAUCGCCUUGAUAUCUUGGACCCAGCUGUGCUAAGACCUGGAAGACUAGGCAAAGUGGUUCAUGUCCCAAUGCCUAGCUCACAAGAUCGUUAUGAAAUCUUUUGCACCAUCACCAAGAAUGGUACAAGGCCUUGUCUUAGUGAAGACGUGGAUCUGAGAACCAUUGCAGAAAGUCCCAAAUGCGAAGGAUUUUCGGGGGCUGAUCUAAAGGCUUUGGUGGAGGAAGCAGCCACUGUGGCUGUAAAAGAAUUCCUGAAGUCAGAUCAAGGCAACCGUGACAAAGUCGUGGUGACCAAAGGUCAUAUUGAUAAAGCUCUGGAAACAGUGAGACCAUCAGUCAGCAGAGAGACACAAGCAAAAUAUGUGAGAUCUGCCAACAAACAGUGGUGAAAUAAUACAAAAUUACUAAAUAUUCUGUUAUAUGGUG
Messenger RNA from Pomacea canaliculata, 2639 nucleotides. RefSeq names its product nuclear valosin-containing protein-like. The transcript has 23 exons. The record is from RefSeq and is a predicted model, not a curated record. The coding region runs from base 74 to 2602 and encodes 842 amino acids. Gene Ontology annotation, biological process: ribosome biogenesis. Gene Ontology annotation, molecular function: preribosome binding; RNA binding; ATP hydrolysis activity. Gene Ontology annotation, cellular component: nucleus. NCBI's taxonomy places the organism in Eukaryota, Metazoa, Mollusca, Gastropoda, Architaenioglossa, Ampullariidae.